GAGCAUUUUGUCUAUCCAGAAGAUAAAUCCCAUCCAAAGUUUUCUGAAGUUGCAGAUCUGGAAUUGCUUAUGUUCCCCGGAGAACGACAAACUGGCAAAUCUCCUAUUAAAACUCGGCUUGGUGAAGUAGUUUCAAAGGUUAGCUCGAAUCAACUUUUGGACUUGAUUUUUCUUCCCCUAACCUUUUCACUUUGAGUCUCACAGUUUCGAUGCUUAUUUUUAGGGAAUUGUUACUCAUGAGACUCUCGGGUACUUCAUAGGGAGAACAUUUUUGUUUUUAACUCGCCUCGGCAUAGACAAGGAUCACUUGCAGUUUAGGCAGCAUCUUGGGAACGAAAUAGGACACUGUGCAGCAUAUUGUUGGGUUGCUAAAAUUGAGUGUUCCUAUGGUUGGAUGGAGUGUGUUGAUAUUGCAGAUAGGUCAGCAUAUGAUUUACGGAAAUUUACGGAGAAAAGUGGAGCUGCUCUUAGUUGCCCAUGAAAAAUUUGCUGAACGCAGGGAAGUGGAGAAACUUGUAAUUGCUCCAAACGAGAAGGAACUAGGUCUUGCCUUCAACGAAAAUCAGAUGAUGGUGACUGAAUCUCUUUCGGUAUAUGCUCGAGGUUCCUCGGUUUUUGCUCUUUUGCUAAGUAUGUUCGGAAUCUGUUCCUUUACUUUAUGCUUGCAUUUGUCUUGUUAAAACCAGUUAAUGGAUGAAGAGGAAGCUUUGCAGUUGAAGGUUGCUUUAGAAUCCAAAGGGAAGGCUGGAUUUCUCGUGCUCAAAGUGGGGAGGAUGAUAAAAAUCACGGAUAACAUGGUCAAAAUUUCUAAGCAGAAGAUAAGGGAACAUGAGAGGGUUUUUACACCAUCUGUUAUCGAACCGUCUUUUGGCAUUGAACGCAUAAUAUACUGCCUUUUUGAGCAUUCUUUCUAUACAAGGCUCAGCAAAGCGGGGAUGGACAACUGAAUGUGUUCCACUUCCCUCUACAUGUUGCACCUAUCAAAUGUACAGUUUUCCCAUUGAUAAAGAAGCCUAAGUAUGAGUCAGUUG
Syzygium oleosum is the source of this 1031-nucleotide messenger RNA. Its product is annotated as glycine--tRNA ligase, mitochondrial 1-like. Bases 387 to 680 code for a protein of 97 amino acids. Gene Ontology annotation, cellular component: mitochondrion; cytoplasm. The transcript has 3 exons. NCBI's taxonomy places the organism in Eukaryota, Viridiplantae, Streptophyta, Magnoliopsida, Myrtales, Myrtaceae. The record is from RefSeq and is a predicted model, not a curated record. Gene Ontology annotation, molecular function: glycine-tRNA ligase activity. Gene Ontology annotation, biological process: mitochondrial glycyl-tRNA aminoacylation.